Molecule: messenger RNA, 846 nt
Organism: Penicillium vulpinum
Lineage: Eukaryota; Fungi; Ascomycota; Eurotiomycetes; Eurotiales; Aspergillaceae
Product: peptide alpha-N-acetyltransferase complex A subunit ARD1
Exons: 2
Coding region: 1-846 (281 amino acids)
Biological process (GO): N-terminal peptidyl-glutamic acid acetylation
Cellular component (GO): NatA complex
Molecular function (GO): protein-N-terminal-glutamate acetyltransferase activity; protein N-terminal-serine acetyltransferase activity
Source: RefSeq, a predicted model, not a curated record
AUGACCACUCCCCACCGCACCGCCAACUCCACCAUCAGCCCUCAAACCCCCUCACUACAACCUCCAAACACGCCAGCUGCGCCGUCCCAAACCGCCAAAAUGGUCGACAUCGUCCCCCUGAGCAGCUACCCCUCCUACAUCGACCUCCUCCCCUCAAUCCAAACCUGCAACAUAACAAACCUCCCCGAGAAUUACUUCCUAAAAUACUACCUGUACCACGCCCUCACCUGGCCGCAGCUAAGCUUCGUCGCCGUCGUGCGCCCGCGCGGAGGAUACAAACAGAACUCCACAGGCCCCGGAAUCGCAGGAAAUGUCUCGGGCGAGUACCCCAAGGUCGUUGGAUAUGUUCUCGCGAAGAUGGAGGAGGAACCUGCGGAUGGAAACCCCCAUGGUCAUAUUACCAGUCUGAGUGUUAUGCGCACGCAUAGACGGUUGGGAAUUGCGGAGAGAUUGAUGAAGAUGAGUCAACGCGCAAUGGCCGAAUCCCACCGCGCGCAUUUCGUCUCUUUGCACGUGCGUAUGUCGAACAUUGCCGCGCUGCACCUGUACCGCGAUACGCUUGGCUUUGAGGUCGAGAAGGUUGAGGAUGGAUACUAUGCCGAUGGCGAGGAUGCGUAUGCUAUGCGCUUGAAUCUUAAGAGCAUGUGGCUUGACUGGAAGGCUAUUGAGAAGCGGGACAAGGAGAAUAAUACGAAGAAGAAUGGAGAGGAUGAGGGGAAUCAGGAUGAAGGGGAGGAGGUUGGGGAUCUUGGGAAGAAGGAUGCAGAGAAGAUGAUUCGGGUUAAGGUUGGGAGGGGACUUGGGGUUGGUGAUUUGGUUGAGAAGAAUGAGGCUACCAAGGCUUAG